AUGAAUAGUUGGAAUACAAAAAUUUAUUGCAGUCGACUUAUUCUUCUGUUCCCUCUAGCAAUCCAUCUGGUUAGCUCUUCUUUUUCUUGUGAUACAGCAGAUUUCCCACCGAAAGAAUGUAGCAAGAUAAAUUUGAAAUACGUGAAUGGAACUGCACUCCUCCAAUGGCCUGAAUGGUGUGAAGUGUUUCAUGGACAGUUGAAAUUAAGGAAUAUCGAUUUGCAGAGGGCUGAUUUUAGGAAAUUGCGUAAAAUCAAGGGAAGUGUGGAACUAAUCAACACUGGAUACUCUCGAAUGCCCCAAAUGCCGUGUCUGUCUGAAAUCGAAACGAAUGCAUCGUAUCCGGGAGUUGUGAUCCUAAACAACAAACGACUCCGUGAUAUUCGUGGAUUCGUCAACUGGGAUAGACACUUUCGAAUUCAAGGAUACACUCAAUUUCCCGUCUUUAUUUCUGGAAAUGAGCAGUUGGAUACUGUCAAUAUGCCAUCGAUCAUUCAUCACCAAUUCUCUCCGAUUUCUUGUGAGAAACGACUGACGCCCAACUACAGUAUCCAGUAUGCAGAAGGUUUGUUCCUUGACAGAUUUUUCUGUGAAAAUAAUUAA
Molecule: messenger RNA, 603 nt
Organism: Caenorhabditis remanei
Lineage: Eukaryota; Metazoa; Nematoda; Chromadorea; Rhabditida; Rhabditidae
Exons: 4
Coding region: 1-603 (200 amino acids)
Source: RefSeq, a predicted model, not a curated record